AUGGCUGAUCUUCCAAGUACUAUCAAAGAUGAGACAAUGAUAUCAGUUAGCGUUGAUUCGACUUUCUUUGUUGACAUCAUAAAGCGUCUAAAUCAAAAGAUAAAAGAGCACGAACAAAGAUUUAUAAAUCUUGAUAAUAUUAUUAAAACAUUUGUCACGAAAGAACAAUUUGAUCUUGUUCUAAGUCCUCUUACAAAGAAAGUUGAUGACUUUGCCCAAAGAAGUAACGAAGCGUUAGAAAAAUCCGAAUUAUUAACUAAAGUUGCAAACGAAACUCGCGAUAAACUCACCCAGAUGAUCGAUGGAAAAUUCGAUGAAAUGUUGUUUUCUACUAAACUCAAUCAAAAGAACGCAUCAGAAAGCUUAGAACAAAAAAUUGAAACUUGUUUUCUUAAGACAAAAGAAGCUCUUGAUCGCUCACGUGAAGCCCAAGAGGAAGUUCGAGCUCAAAGUGAAGUUACAAAAGAAACAAAAGCAAACGUUCAAAUUUUAGGAGAUCGAAUUCAUCAUGUAAACACAGAAUUCAUAAAAUACGUCAACUCUCAUAACAGAACAGUCAAGAGAAACAACUCAGAUGAACAAUUACCAAUUACAGGCGAUGCCGGAGAUAAUGACUUAAUUGAGCAAAUUCAAGCACGUACAACAGAGCAAAUCAACCAAGUACACACAACAAUGGCCGAUUUACUUAACAACAGACUCGCUUCUCUACAAAAAGCUCUUGAUAUUGCACUUAUGCACACAACAUCAGAUAAUGCACCAAAACUCAACGAAGUUUGGGCAGUUACAUCUCAAAACAGAGCUGCUCUCGUCAAUGCAAUGACAGAACAAUCACUUUUAUCAAGAAGAGUCGAUGUUUUGCAGCAAUUAAUUGAUAAUUUGCAGCAAAAUCCAUCAAAUCCUGAAUCUCCGAACCGUCCAAUGCUUUCAAGCAUCAUGGCACAUCAAACAGCAGCAACACGUGCAGGAAUGUUGAUUCCGUUAGACAACGACAUUCGUGCAAAAGAACAUCAAAAACUAGAAAAAACAGUUGACCAUCUUGGCGGCCAAAUCGAUGCUGCUCUUCAAGAUAUCCUUCGAAUCAAGAACGCCGUCAACAGGAAUGAGAAAGAUGUUAGAGAUGUCGUACUCGCAAUCAUCGAUGAAUUCAAAUUGAUCAGAACAAACGCGAGUGGUUUAGAACAUCUUCCUCCACUUAAUUUGGCAACAUGUGUCCCCAGUUUCUUCAAUAAUCCAAGCUUCACAUUUGCACGUGUUGGUGGUGACGAUGAAUCACCAGAUGAAUCUGAUAGAUCUAGCUCUCUUCCAACAGGAUCAGGCACAUCAACACUUGAAAGAAUGAGACUUGGAAGAAGAGGAAGAUACAGAGAAGACAGCGAAAACGAAGACAUGAUCAGUGGCGAAAUUUCAGAAGAUGACAUUGGCAUAAAGAAGAAACAGUCAACAACGUUCUUCAAGACUAAAAAGAUCUCUGGAUUGAUGCAUAUAAUUUCUCGACAGCCUAACUAUAACUCUCCACCUCCAAAGCUUGAUAUUGAUGACAAGAAAUCAGUGAAAAACGAUGACAAAAAAUCAGUUAAAAGUGAAAGUGAAAAUGAUAACAUUUCAACACAAGUUUCAGGUAAUAUUUUGUAUGUUGGGAAUACGUCUAAAUCGCAGCCAGAGCAGACAGUUGUCCAUGUAAUUGAAAAGGAAACAUCGGAACAGUUGAAAGGACAAAUGGAACUUUUCAUCAAAAACAAAAAUGAACUUAUGUCAGCUGUUGAAAGAAAAGUUGAUCGCGAUUUUGUUGAGAAAGUAUUUAACAAGUUCAGAGUUAUCAUCAACGGAUUGAAUGAACGAGUGAAAGAGCUUGCAUCGUCUAUGGAUAAAUUCGCCACUCAAAAGGACGUUCAGACAGUUGCCGAAGUUUUGUCACAGACAGCAGCGAUGGUCGAAAAAUCAUCUACAAAACAAGGCAAACUUCCUGUUUCUAACUUCGGCGGAAGUGGAGAUUUCGUCUAUGGUGAUGAUGGUUCUGCAUUUGUUAAAGAAACUAAGAAAGAAUCAUCUGAAUUACCUCUUCUUCAGAAAUCAAAUAACAACAGAUAA
This is a messenger RNA of Trichomonas vaginalis G3, 2088 nucleotides long. RefSeq lists its product as uncharacterized. The transcript has a single exon. Bases 1 to 2088 code for a protein of 695 amino acids. Lineage: Eukaryota; Parabasalia; Trichomonadida; Trichomonadidae. The record is from RefSeq and is a predicted model, not a curated record.